Messenger RNA from Sceloporus undulatus (fence lizard), 1455 nucleotides. RefSeq names its product membrane bound O-acyltransferase domain containing 4 (gene MBOAT4). Gene Ontology annotation, molecular function: serine O-acyltransferase activity. Gene Ontology annotation, biological process: peptidyl-serine octanoylation; lipid modification. The record is from RefSeq and is a predicted model, not a curated record. Gene Ontology annotation, cellular component: endoplasmic reticulum membrane. The coding region runs from base 1 to 1341 and encodes 446 amino acids. The transcript has 3 exons. Lineage: Eukaryota; Metazoa; Chordata; Lepidosauria; Squamata; Phrynosomatidae.
AUGGACUGGGAAAACCCAUUUUUAUUUCAAACCACAGCUUUGUACCAGCUGGCUGCCUUACCAUUUGCUGUCUUGUUUCGUUAUCUAUGCACCUCUAGGAAUCUAUCUAUAAAUUCAAGAUACGUUUUCCUCUUGGUAGGUGGUUUCAUCCUGGCUGGUGCUGCCAUGGGAUACUACGCCUGGCUGGUAUUUGCAUCUGCUUUCUGCUCUCUCACUGUAAUCCAUUCAGCUGACUUGCAGCAAGUCCACAAACGGGCAUUCUUCUUCCAGAUGACCUGGCAAACAUUGUGCCAUCUUUGGCUGCACUAUAAAGAAUAUUAUCUCCAAGAAACUGCAUGCCCCAGAUUUUUCAUUACCCUUUCUGCCCUCAUGUUGAUGACCCAGAAGGUCACCUCACUGGCUUUGGAUAUCCAUGAAAAAAAAGUGAGGAUCUGGUUGCCGGAUGCAGAGAAGGAAUCCCUUGGAUGGCAUCAUUUCCAGGCACUGCCAUUUUGUACCUAUCUGCUCUCUUUCCCUACCCUACUGGGUGGACCUUUGCGUUCUUUCAACCAAUUUCAGACAUGGAUAAAGUAUUCCAAAAGAACUUCAUCUUCCCAGUGCUACAUUUGGGCUGCUGCUCAAAAAGGCUUGGGCGCUCUGAUACUCAGCCUCCUGAAAAAUAUUGUCAAGGGAUACAUUUGCUCUCGGGCGGAUCUGACUGACUGCACUCACUUUGGCUGUAUUUAUGUCAUGUGGACUUCAGCCUUGGUCUUCAGGCUGACUUAUUACUCUAACUGGAUGGUUGAUGAGUCUCUCUUCAUUGCAGCUGGCUUGGGUUUGAAACUAGGCUGUGAUCACUGUAUGGGAACGGCUGAUGGAGCCCUUAUGGACACGGACAUUUGGACCCUCGAAACGACCAACAUGAUUGCUGUCUUCACCCGAACAUGGAACAAGAGUACAGCUCAAUGGCUGAGGAGGCUCAUAUUCCAGCGGAGCAAAUCACAUCCUCUGUUGGCUACUUUUGCCUUCUCCGCCUGGUGGCACGGCCUCCAUCCUGGUCAGGUCUUUGGGUUCUUGUGUUGGGCGGUUAUGGUGGAAGCUGACUACUGUUUUCAUCGCUUUUUCAGUUCGGUUGCAAAUUCACAGCCUCAGAAACUGGUGUAUCAAAGCCUGACCUGGUGUCACACACAGCUAGUUGUGGCAUACAUUAUAACUGCUGUCGAAAUGAGGGGUCUCUCAAUACUUUGGUGGCUAUCUUUUUCAUAUAAUAGUUUCUUUCCACUUGUCUACAUCAUUUCACUCCUCUUCUUAGCAAAGAAAAGAGUGCUCAGUUCGACUGACCCUCAUUUGCACACUUCCUGAUAUUAGAAAUACGUAUAUAUUUAUUUAAAAGAAUGAGGGUAAUCUAGACAGAUUUUAAAACUUUCAAUGCAUUCUGCAGAUGCGUUGUUGUUUUGUUGUUGUUGUUGUGUGCUU